Didymosphaeria variabile is the source of this 711-nucleotide messenger RNA. RefSeq lists its product as uncharacterized. Gene Ontology annotation, cellular component: cytoplasm. Gene Ontology annotation, molecular function: ATP binding; kinase activity. Lineage: Eukaryota; Fungi; Ascomycota; Dothideomycetes; Pleosporales; Didymosphaeriaceae. The transcript has 2 exons. The record is from RefSeq and is a predicted model, not a curated record. Bases 1 to 711 code for a protein of 236 amino acids.
AUGGCCAAAGAGAUCACCCAAGACCGUCUCCCAGCGACCAUACUCAAUCUAGCCAAGCGCGUCGAAGCCCUUCUCAAGCGGCAGUCCUCCUCCCCACCAUCCCGGAUCCUAGUCGCCCUCGCAGGAGUCCCCGGCUCAGGCAAAUCAACAGUGUCAGCGGCUCUUCUCCUGGAGCUUGCCGCAAAGGGUAUAACCGAUGUAGCUGUCGUAGCCAUGGAUGGCUUCCAUCUCACACAAAAGGAACUAUCGCAGUUGCCAGACCCAAAGGAGGCAUUUGCCCGCCGUGGCGCCCCUUUCACGUUCAAUGCGCUUGCAUUUCUCGGCCUCGUCAAAUCUCUGAAAGUCCUCCCCGUAACAGGCCCUUCAGCCCCAGAACAGUUCCUCUACGCACCUAGCUUUGACCACGCGAGGCAAGAUCCCGUAGCCAAUGGCAUCCCCAUUUCGUCAUGGACCCGCGUGAUCAUUGUAGAGGGAAACUACACCCUUCUUGACGAAGAUCCGUGGCGGGAGGUAGCGGCGUUGUGCGAGGAGAAGUGGUUUGUUGAUACACCAAGGGAAGUGGUGUUGGAGAGGCUGGUGGGGAGGCAUAUGAUGGCGGGGAUUGAGACGGAUGUAAAGAGGGCUGUUGAGCGGGCGGAGGCGAAUGAUCUGCCGAAUGGGGACCUAAUUAGGCGGAAGUUGAUCAAACCGGAUGUUAUUGUCGAGAAUUGA